Molecule: messenger RNA, 6631 nt
Organism: Seriola aureovittata
Lineage: Eukaryota; Metazoa; Chordata; Actinopteri; Carangiformes; Carangidae
Gene: prkcz
Product: protein kinase C, zeta
Exons: 18
Coding region: 132-1934 (600 amino acids)
Biological process (GO): protein phosphorylation
Molecular function (GO): ATP binding; protein binding; protein serine/threonine kinase activity
Source: RefSeq, a predicted model, not a curated record
AGUGUCGGAUGAAAAGUUACUCCUGCUCGUGUUAUGUAAACUUUUAUUUUUUCGACUUGACCGGGUGAUACGGCGAGUUCAGGCCUGUCCCGUUAACGUUUGGCUCGUUGGGAGGUAAACCAAACUGCACAAUGCAUAUGCUAGCGUCAAACGGAUCCAUAAUGGACCUGGGCACGGAGUUGGUGAAAAUUAAAGCACACUACUGUGGGGACAUGUUGAUCACAGACUUGGCUGCCACGGUAACCUUUGUGGAGUUGUGUGAGGAGGUGAGAAUGAUGUGCAGCGUUGCCAAGCAGCAGCCCAUCACGCUCAAGUGGAUCGAUGAUGAAGGGGACCCGUGUACCAUCUCGUCUCAGAUGGAGCUGGAGGAAGCAUUUCGUAUUUACAAUCGGACCAAGAAGUCUGGACUGCCGCUGCAUGUUUUCCCCAGUAUCCCAGAGCGGCCUGGUCUGCCCUGCCCUGGAGAAGACAAAUCGAUCUAUCGCCGCGGGGCCAGAAGAUGGAGGAAACUCUACCGAGUCAACGGACACCUCUUCCAGGCCAAGCGCUUUAACAGGAAAGCCUACUGUGGCCACUGUAGUGAAAGGAUAUGGGGGCUGGGCAGGCAGGGCUACAAGUGUAUCAACUGCAAACUGCUGGUCCAUAAGCGCUGUCACAGACUCAUCCCUCAGACCUGCCAAAGGCUUAUGGAUCCAGUCAUGCCAUCGCAGGAGCCCCCUUCAGAUGCUAAGAGUGAAGAGGUGGACCUUCCACCAGAUGAUACAGAGGACACAGAUGGAAUACCUUUUUUACCGCACAACUGUACAGUGGAUAAAACAGAAGAUGCAGAUACAGAGGACAUCAAAGCAGUAGUGGACGGCAUUGACGGCAUCAAGCUGUCCCAGGGCCUGGCUCUUGGGCUGGGUGACUUUGACUUGAUCCGGGUGAUCGGGCGUGGCAGCUACGCCAAGGUCCUGCUGGUUCGGCUAAAGAAGAACGAGCAAGUUUACGCCAUGAAGGUGGUGAAGAAGGAGCUCGUCCACGAUGACGAGGAUAUCGACUGGGUGCAGACAGAGAAGCAUGUGUUUGAGCAGGCGUCCACCAAUCCCUUCUUAGUAGGCCUGCACUCCUGUUUCCAGACAGAAAGUCGGUUAUUUCUGGUGAUUGAAUAUGUGAAUGGCGGGGACUUGAUGUUUCAUAUGCAACGACAAAGGAAGCUCCCAGAAGAACAUGCGAGAUUUUAUGCUGCUGAAAUCUGUAUCGCUCUGAACUUCCUACAUGAAAAGGGCAUCAUAUAUCGCGAUCUGAAGCUGGACAACGUUCUCUUGGACCACGAGGGACACAUCAAGCUCACAGACUACGGCAUGUGCAAGGAAGGGAUCAGACCAGGUGACACCACCAGUACUUUCUGUGGAACUCCCAACUACAUCGCACCUGAGAUCCUCAGAGGAGAGGAUUACGGCUUCAGUGUGGACUGGUGGGCUCUGGGUGUGCUGAUGUUUGAGAUGAUGGCUGGGAGGUCUCCAUUUGACAUCAUCACUGACAAUCCUGACAUGAACACAGAGGAGUACCUCUUUCAAGUUAUUCUUGAGAAGCCCAUUCGCAUCCCAAGGUCUCUGUCGGUGAAAGCUGCCAGCGUGCUCAAGGGCUUUCUAAACAAGGAUCCCAAGGAGCGGCUGGGCUGCCAGGUCCAGACAGGCUUCACAGAUAUCAAGUCACAUACAUUUUUCCGCAGUAUAGACUGGGACCAGCUGGAGAAGAAAGAGGUGACGCCACCCUUCAAACCUCAAAUCUCUGAUGACUACGGCCUCGAAAACUUCGACACGCAGUUUACUAAUGAACCAGUGCAGCUAACGCCAGAUGAUGAGGACGUCAUCAAGAGAAUAGACCAGUCAGAAUUUGAGGGAUUUGAAUACAUCAACCCCCUGCUGCUAUCCACAGAAGAGUCUGUAUGAAGGAGAGACGAGCUUCCUCCUUCGCCCACCUACUGUCUGUCCAAGCUGCCGUCUCAGCCAAAAACCACUCGCAAGCCAACUCUGAAAGGCAAGCAGGAGGAGGAGUAAAGGACAACAUGGAGGAUGAACUCCCUCUCUGGAUCUGUCAACAAGGCAAAGCAAACAGGAGAAUGGGAGAGUUUCCCUCCUGGACGAUUCAGAUUGUUUUGUCGGGGUACCACACUCUUCUUUCUUGGUAUCUACAAGGAAACUGAAGACACUGAACUACAAGACCAUUCCCUGUCCUUACAUCGUCUUCCCCUCUUCUUUUUCUUUUUCUCCCUCGGCUUCAUUCCUUUCUCCCGUCAGAAUGUCCAUCCUCAUGUCAAAGCAUGACUGGCUUUGUAAUUUGAACAGAGAGCUGUUGUUAAUUCUGUGCCUGCCAUCAUGAACACAUUAUUUCAACCCGACUCGCAUCCCUGGAUGAAUAUGACAGUUCUGCUGAGGAACUUGAAAUUUUAUGUGCACUUUUUUUCUUUUUCUUUUUUUUAAAAAUUUCUUUCUAUCUUGUAGGGGGGAGGGGGCGACGCCUCACACGAAACAAGAAUGUACAAUGACAAAGGAAAAAAAUAAGUUAUUAUUGUGUAUUAUAUUGUAGGUAGUGAAUCCAAAAUUGACGAUGCCUUUUUAUUGAUGCAAGUGGCACAUUUUCAUCUGUAAUCACAAACUUCUUUUUGUUAUCUUUUAUGAUUUUCACAAACAAUGGGGGAAAAAAAUAGCUGAGUGGGAGACGGCUUUUUAUUUAAGAAGUGCCUCAAAGAUCAAAUUAAUUACCUUGUCUCUGAAUGCACUUAUCUCUUAGUGAACAUUUCUUCACCCAUCAUUAAAUCAGACCAACUGAAGCCAUGGCCAGACUCUGCCAGGGUUGGUCCAAACUGUUCAAAUUUUGAGGGGAAUCUAUACAUGUGGAGCACAGUAACCUGCCUCAGUCCUGAUACACGAGUGAAUCUUUUCAUUUUUAACGAAUCAACUCAAAUAGUCAGUGUAGAACUGAUUAUUUAUGACUGGUCUAUAGAUUCACAAGAGCAGCAUCUCAGCCAGCAUCAGAAAUCAUUGAAAUUGGUGGCAGUAAGAGACAAAAUGCUCAAAGAUAAAGUUUGAUGUUCAGAUAUUUAAUAGUGAAGAUUGUGUCCUGCUCAUCGAGUUUUUCCAAAGCCAAACUAUCAUUUUGAAAUGUCAUCCAGCAGACAGUGUCCACACUGUCCUGUAUUUAGGAUAAAAACCUUGUAUAAAGGUGUAGAAAAAGGCCACGGUGUGCUUUCUGCCAAUUACAGUCUGGCAGCUUUAAAAAAACAUUAUAUCAGGACUUCAGCUGAGAGUGAAAGCAGUUCAUUGGCUCUGGCCUCCACAGUGUGCACAGGCUUGCUGGCCGAGCUCGGAUUCUUCCACACCAGCUGCCACUGCGUGACCAUCUGCGGCCGGUCGACAGUCUCAUGUGACCGGUUGGUUGUUCUGCUUUGUGGAAACGUGUCUCCAUUUCUAUUUUGGGCUCAUUGUGUGUUUCCAUCCCCGCAUUGAGGCUGGCUUUACAUGGUGCAACUACAGCUGAGUGCCACUUAAAGCGUAAGAUUGUUCCUUUAGUGAUAAAAGUCCAGAUGAAACGACAGAAACAGUCUCUGUUUGCAACCAACAGUCAUAUUAAAUGAAAAAUAAGGUUUUCAGAGAUCCAUCCGAAAUGCUCCUUUAGCCUCUGAGUGGGCGGGCUGAUGUUUGAUGGACAGCUCAACUGACAGGGGUACUGACACACAAUGUUGCCCUGGUGACAAAGGUGCAAAGGGCAGACAGCAUUUUGUCAGCAGUGGUGUUGAAUAAUAACAACCACACCUUUUUUAGAAUCAAGAAUAUAAAACUUUCCUGUGAUGGUACUUAUUCUUCCUUAAAGGCACAGGAUGUAAAUCACAGAGAAGAUCUGCUGUUUCAUUUGGACUGGAUCAUUAUUAUUUUACUCACAGGAAAACAAAGCACUUAGUUUCAUAUAUUUCAUUUGUAGUACGCUGUGUCGCUACUUCUUUUAAUUCUGAUACUUCACACAUUUGUUUAUCGAUAUUUCUUCACCUCAAAUUGAAGAAGUCAUUUCACCUAGAGCAUUUUUAGACAUUUUAAAGAUUUAACACUUAACUCAAAAAGCAUUGAUAGAUUAUUGAUAAUAAUAAUUGCGAAUUACAACCCGAGUCACGUCACCUUCAUGUGUCAUAUUGUAUUCAAGUGAAUGAAGUAAUUCAACUUAAAGUGUACUAAAGCAACAUAUUCAUGUGGAGAGGUGCUGGCAGCAGCUCAGAUACAGGUUUCUGAUGAGCCUCACCCUUCUAACCACCGACAGAUGUGUGUGACUGACUCAUGCUGAAAAUUAAUCAAAAUCCAAACUGAGUGUUUUGCUGUUGACCCAGGUACGCUGCUCCAGACCGGGUCUGGACUUAUAAACUGUUCUUACACUUCACCACAUGAACUGAACUAGCCAGGCCGCAGGUCCAGGAAAAUGAUGCAAUAACUCUCCCCAGCACUCAAGCACUAAAAUUAUUUCAUACCUGUCCAUGUCUGCACAGAGCUAAUGUGUUCAUUUCAAAAUGUGUGACGGACUGUGCAUGCUGACAAACGUGACUAUAUCUGUUUACGCAAUGUAGUUCAAACAGAACCUCAGGUGCAUCAGCUGUGUGUCUGGACUGUAUCUACCCCUGCUGGCCGAUUAACAGAACUCGGUACCAACUGAAAUGUAUCUGUAGCACUGAAAACGGACAUACAUCAAAAGUUGACGCCAAAUGCUUCAGAUCAGAGGGCCGAUUGCACAAAACAAAAGUCUGAGUUAAAGUUUCCUUAAAAUAAGAACAGUUGCACAAAACACCCUUAUGUCUUCUAAGUAUUUAAGGUUUUCUCCUUAUUUUGCUCUUAUACUGUAGGAAUCACUUCAAGUCAGUUAAACUGACUCUAUCUUAACUGCAAGAUGGCCAGCUUUAUGCGAUAAAUGAAAAAAAUGAACGCAUCUCAAGAAAAUUGUUCUGCGACCAGGAGACGCCUUUAACGAUGAGGAGGUCAGUUUAUGAUUUGUCUGACCAUCUCUACCUUUCGCAGCUUAAAGGUUGUUCUACGGUUUUAUACCAUAAGAUCUUUCCGGUCAGGUAUAGUCGAGAUGUUUCAUGCCCACAGAUCUACGGUGUAUUUCAAACGCUCUAAUGUCUGUUGAACACAGUAGUGACGUUCCCAUCAGAACAACAGGAGGAUGAGAUACUGGUGCACUUCUUUAAUGUGACUGGCUUCCCAAAAGUGAUUAACAGGGAUCACAAAAGCUAAUGGCAUCAAAUCAACAGUCUCCAUGGAAACAGUAGAGUUGUACCACUGUAAAAUCUUUUUCACUGCUGCAAAUGCCUUAAUGUUUUUCCUUAACUAAGGAAACCUUUUUAAAAGAUUCUGUGCAUUUCCCUCAGCUAUACUUGAGUAGAAAACUUGUGGUGUUUUGUGCAACCGCUCCCAGAUUCUUAGUCUGGUCACACGCCUUGAGCUACGUCAGGAACAUUUCUCACGUCAGACUAUAUUUUAUUUAGACAUAAUUCUUUUACAAAGUUUAGUUAUUUAGCAUGAGGGUUAAACUUGUUUUUAAAGGUAUCAACAAACAGCACUGGUUUUGAAACUGGAGCAUCAGCAAUGAACAGUUUGAGUUAAUACUCAGCCCUGAUCAAGAAUGGGCUUUUGUCACCUGAGCUGACAGCUGCCCAGUGUAAAGUCAGCCCGACACAUAGUGGUCAGCUCUCUAACAUCACUGGUUUGGAGGCUCAGUUCUGAUUCAUCAAAGGUUUUCUAACCAUAGUUUUCAUUUCCCCAGACGCCGGUGCAGAGACAACAACAAUAAGAAGCCAUGAGUUUAUUUGUAUACAGGGAAGUUUGAGGCUGUUUAACUUCAUGUACUGCCACAUUCCUACACAGCAAGCAGCAUCUUUUUAAACAAAUGUAGGAUCCUUGUGCUGUUAAAAGACACAGCACAUCUGUGAAUAUCAACUCUGAGCACGGAUUAAACUCCCCGCCUCUCAUACAAGCUGCGUGUUGAUCUCUACGUCUGUGCACUUUCAAGGGAAGCUCUCUAUUGGGUGGGAGUUAUUUGAUGAAAUCUGACCCGUGCUAAUUUGAUAACCACAUAAUAGGAUUUAUGAGAUGAUCCUGAGUCAAAGGGUCUCAAUUAGCUGCAGGCAAGGAACAGAGAGAGGAGAGAUAAUGAAGCAGUUCCACAGUCACCAAUUAGUCCACCACAAUGCGCGCACGCACACACACACAAACACACACACACACACACACACACACACACAUACACACACUUGAAGAAGCUGGAAAUCACUUCAACAUCCAAGGAAGCUUCGUCCUCCAACCCCCUAAACUCCACUUCCUCUGCAGCAUUUUAUUAAUGUCAUGUUUCGUCGAUCUUUUCGCACACCAGGUGAUGCAUUACUUCUUUUUUUCUUACGGGACCAAUGGAUGAACUGGGAGUCCUUGAAACCACAAUACAGAACAGUGAAGGCCGUUCAGACACCUGAGACGAACAGAUUCUUUCUCUAAAACUGAAUUAGUCCAUGGUUUUUGUUUUAACAUACUGCUGGUGGGAUACGCUUCAUUUUGCUUCACCGCAUCUUUGUAAAUAUGUGUAAUUAUUAAAAAUGAUACUGGUUUUCCGUGAA